This is a messenger RNA of Coregonus clupeaformis (lake whitefish), 2545 nucleotides long. Its product is annotated as homeodomain-interacting protein kinase 4. The coding region runs from base 19 to 2016 and encodes 665 amino acids. Gene Ontology annotation, molecular function: protein serine/threonine kinase activity; ATP binding; protein tyrosine kinase activity. Gene Ontology annotation, cellular component: cytoplasm; nucleus. The record is from RefSeq and is a predicted model, not a curated record. NCBI's taxonomy places the organism in Eukaryota, Metazoa, Chordata, Actinopteri, Salmoniformes, Salmonidae. Gene Ontology annotation, biological process: peptidyl-serine phosphorylation; peptidyl-threonine phosphorylation. The transcript has 3 exons.
GCAGGAAGCAAGCUGAGAAUGAGAGAUAUCUAUUCUGAAACUGAAGUCUACCACACUUUGGAUGUAGUGGGAAAGGGCACCUUCGGAAAAGUGUCAAAAUGCUGGAGAGGGAGUGAUGGAGAAUUAGUGGCGGUAAAAAUUAUGAAAAUGGAUGUUCACAGAAAUCGAGUGAUAACAAAUGAAUUAAAACUUAUAGGUGUUCUUUCCCGGAAUAAUUUGAAGACAAGCCACAUAGUUCAAUUUCACGAGGCCUUCCGUGACCAAACUAAUCAUUACCUGGUUUUUGAACUAUUGGAGAAAAACCUGUAUCAGCUUCAGAAAGAGAAUGGUUUCAAGCCGAUGGCGGUCCGCAACAUCCGGACCAUCACGUGUCAGAUGAUAAAAGCACUAGCCAAACUGAAGGAACUCGCCAUCAUUCAUGCUGAUCUGAAACCUGAAAAUAUAAUGGUCGUGGAUCAUUGUCGCCAUCCCUUCAGUGUAAAGUUAAUUGAUUUUGGUUCUGCAAGUAUUUUCAGUGAAGUGCAUUUUGUUAAGGAGCCAUACAUCCAAUCCAGGUUCUAUAGGUCUCCUGAAAUCCUCCUGGGCCUUCCAUUCUGUGAGAAAGUGGACAUGUGGUCUCUGGGUUGUGUGAUGUCAGAGUUGUUCCUUGGAUGGCCUCUGUAUCCCGGCGAUUCAGAGUUUGAUCAAGUGAGGUACAUCUGCGAGACGCAAGGACUACCGCAAGCCCAUCUGCUCAACAUGGCCAGCAAGGUUCACAAUUUCUUCAAGCUCACCACCAACAGUCGAGGAGAGAAUAAAUGGCAGCUCAAGCCCUACAAGAGGCGUCCCCCCUCAGACACAGAAGGCCGUACCCAGGGGAAGCAGCUGGGAUCGACGGAUCGGAGGAAGUACAUCCUCUCCUCUUUGGACCAGCUGGAGACCAUGGAGUUCACAGAGCACGACCCAGAGCUCCGCAACGAAGACAUGGCAGCAGAAGUUGUGGACCGCCGGAGCAUGGUGCAACUCCUCAAGCGGAUGUUAACCUUGGACUCCCACCAGAGGAUCCUACCCAAUGCGGCCUUACACCAUCCUUUCAUCAACAUGCACCACUUACGCAUGUACCCAGACUACAACCGCUACUAUGAGAAGUCCGCUCAGGCUAUCCGUGAAGCCCUGAUUCAGGAUACAGCUCCAGAGGGAGACAGCUGUAGGUCUCACCAUCUGAAUGCAGAGGGGGGCCAGUGGUUCCUGUACCCCAGGGAGAAGGGGCCCCACCAGUCAUGUCCCCUGGGUCAAAUUCACCAUGACCACAGGGAGGGCUACCCACCAUCCUCAGAGGGCUUCCAAGGUAACAAUGGGGUUCUCCCCCAGCAAACCCCAGUCCCCAGUGAGCCUCAGUCCCCCACAGCACUGAUUGAAGACCUGAUGGAGAGCCUGUGCAUUGUGGAUGAGGCCAGCCUGGAGACCACCGUGGGGGUAUGGGCGGAGGAGGACGCCCAGUAUGCCUUCCAUCUGUCCAGCUCUGUGAUACCUUCAGAUCUCCAAGCCGGCCUCCAGCCAAGUGAAAGCGGUGCCUUCCAGGAGACUGAGCUAGACUGUCCUCUCUUAGGCUCCACCAGCAGAGAUGACCCAGAGAGUGGUUCCAUGCUGUCUUAUUUCACCAGGCUGUGUGAGAGCCAGCGCCUGAGGCAGCCAGUGGCCAGGUCCUCGCGGUCCGAUCCUACCCACGGGUUGAGCUACACCUCUGGGCCCCAGGCGGACAAAGCAGGUGAGCCCAAAGGCUCCAGUCUCUUUUCUAGGGACUCCACCACACAACACGCCCUUGCAGGGCCCAGGGAGCAAGCAGAGGCAAAGAAGGCAGCCUGUGAUUAUGGUUUGGAGGAGGUCCAGUUUCUCAAUUUUGAACCUGAAGGCUACUCCUGUCAUUGUGGCCAAUGGUGGCCAGCAUGGACCACGGAUCCAGAGGUAUCCUCCUACCUGGGCUACGGCCCCCCAGACUGCUGUAGCCAUACGCAGCAGCACUACCUCCACUACUGAGUCUCCUGGAGGGAGGGGGUCAACAGACACAUGUCAGUACUGUACCAAAGUUGAGGGCUUCCAACAGCUCCUCUUAUCCAACGUGAUCUCCUCAAUACACAAAAGAGACACUCUGCCAAUGCAAAGCAGGCCUGAAUAGACAAGUAGACCCGCUUUUUAAAACAGCCCUCUAAGAAUGUUGUCGUUAUGAGUUUCAUAUUGACUAAACAGUGGAUAAAUAAAUGUAUAAUUUGCAAGACUGCAUGCAUUAUUCAUGGUAAUGAAAUAAGAUAGAGAGGGAGGAUAUACUUACUUAUUCUAAACACUUGUGUAUACAACUGCUAAAAAUGAAAUGAAAGACAACUGUAAAAAAAUGUAUGCACUCACUAACUGUAAGUCGCUCUGGAUAAGAGCGUCUGCUAAAUGACUAAAAUGUAAAUGUAAAUUCAAUUUAUUAGGGACAUUACCGCAAAAAGGAAGUAGUGUGUACAAAAUGCAAUCAAUAUUGUACAGUAACAGUGCUUGCCAAAUAAUACACAGCACAGUGCUU